AUGGCCCAGCGAGGAUAUGCGACGCCCUCAAAGAAGAUCAAAGUGAAGAAUCCAGUGGUAGAACUCGACGGAGAUGAAAUGACACGAAUCAUCUGGCAGAAGAUCCGGGAGGAGUUGAUCUUGCCUUAUCUCGACAUUGAUCUCAAAUACUAUGACCUUGGAAUGGAGAGUCGAGAUGCCACCAACGACCAAAUCACCGUGGAUUCGGCCGAGGCGAUCCUGAAAUACUCUGUCGGUGUCAAAUGUGCUACUAUUACCCCCGACGAGGCUCGUGUCAAAGAGUUUAAGCUCAAAGAGAUGUGGAGGAGUCCCAAUGGAACGAUCCGAAAUAUUCUUGGAGGCACCGUAUUUCGGGAACCCAUCAUUUUGGACAAGAUCCCAAAGCCAGUGCCCGGAUGGACCAAACCCAUCGUUAUCGGUCGUCACGCCUUUGGCGAUCAGUACCGCUCAACAGACUAUGUCGUACCUGGCCCCGGAAAAUUGACCCUUACUUUUACCCCUGCCGACGGAUCCAAGCCUACGGAGAUGAAUGUUUAUGAUUUCAAAGAGUCGGGGGUGGCCAUGUCAAUGUACAACAUCACCUCAAGUAUCGAAGGAUUCGCAGAGGCUUCUUUCAAGAUGGCCUUGUCGAAGGGCAUGCCCUUGUUCAUGUCGACAAAAAACACUAUUCUCAAAAAAUACGAUGGAAGAUUCAAAGAUAUCUUCCAAGAGAUCUACGACACAAAAUACGCCAAGGAAUUCGAGAAGAAGGGAAUUUAUUACGAGCACCGAUUGAUCGACGACAUGGUCGCUCAAGCACUCAAAUCCUCCGGAGGCUUUGUAUGGGCCUGCAAAAAUUACGAUGGAGAUGUCCAGUCCGACAUUUUGGCACAAGGUUUUGGAUCCCUCGGAAUGAUGACCUCGGAAUUGAUCACUCCAGAUGGCAAGACGAUGGAAUCAGAGGCAGCUCAUGGAACAGUGACACGCCAUUACCGACAAUAUCAACAAGGACAAGAGACUUCUACUAACCCGGUUGCUUCGAUUUUCGCAUGGACGCGGGGACUUGCCUUCCGAGCCAAGCUUGACAACACGCCUGAGCUCGCUGAUUUCGCCAAAUACCUCGAGGAAGCUUGCGUAGAGUGCAUAGACAAGGACGGAGUCAUGACCAAGGAUCUGGCUUUGGCAAUGAAGGGAAAGAACAUGAAACGAGAGGACUGGGUAACGACAGACGUCUACAUGAAGGCUGUCAAUGACAAACUAGCUGAGAAGAUGAAGGCCAAUGCGAAGUAG
Molecule: messenger RNA, 1269 nt
Organism: Kockovaella imperatae
Lineage: Eukaryota; Fungi; Basidiomycota; Tremellomycetes; Tremellales; Cuniculitremaceae
Product: isocitrate dehydrogenase
Exons: 11
Coding region: 1-1269 (422 amino acids)
Biological process (GO): isocitrate metabolic process
Cellular component (GO): mitochondrion
Molecular function (GO): NAD binding; isocitrate dehydrogenase (NADP+) activity; magnesium ion binding
Source: RefSeq, a predicted model, not a curated record